AUGAGUCUGCUGAGGCCCAGCGGGCUGAAGGCCCCCACCAAGAUCCUCAAGCAUGGGAGCUGGGCCCUGAAGGCGCCCUCGGCCGCGGCUGCUCCCGUUGAGAAGUCCGUGCCUGGGGAGAAAACCCCCAGCGCCCCCUCCUCGGAGACGCAGGAGGCGUUUGUGGACGACUUCCAGGUGGGGGAACGAGUCUGGGUGAAGAGGAACAAGCCUGGAUUCAUACAGUUCCUCGGGGAGACCCAGUUUGCCCCUGGUCAGUGGGCCGGGAUCGUCUUGGACGAGCCCAUCGGCAAGAACGACGGCUCGGUGGCGGGUGUGCGCUACUUCCAGUGCGAGCCGCUGAAGGGCAUCUUCACCCGGCCGUCCAAGCUGAGCAGGAGCUUGCAGGCCGACGAUGAGACCAACGGCCUGCAGCCAGCGCCUGCUGUCCGGGCCACACCGCCCCUGUUGGUCUCCCCGGCCCCUGCCGCCACCCGGAAGGUACCCCAGCCCUCCUUGAAGGAGGCACCGGCCACCCCUCACAUCAGCAACCUGACCAGGACGGCCAGCGAGUCCAUCUCCAACCUCUCGGAGGCUGGCUCCCUCAAGAACGGGGAGCAGGAGCUGAAGCUCGGGGACCGGGUGCUGGUGGGAGGCGUGAAGGCCGGUGUGGUGCGCUUCCUCGGGGAGACGUACUUCGCCAAGGGGAAUUGGUGUGGCGUGGAGCUGGACAAGCCGCUGGGCAAGAACGAUGGCGCCGUGGCUGGAACGAGGUACUUCCAGUGUCAGCCCAAGUAUGGCUUGUUUGUUCGCAUUCACAAAGUCACCAAGAUCGGCUUCCCCUCCACGACGCUGGCCAAGGCCAAGGCGGCCCCUGUGAGGCGUGUGAUGGCCAACACCCCCGCCAGCCUGAAGCGCCGCCCGUCGGCCUCCUCGCUCAGCUCUGUGAGCUCCGUGGCCUCAUCCGUGAGCAGCAGGCCCAGCCACACGGAACUAUACAUCCUGGAGCUGGAGGCCAAGAUGGACGAGCUGCGGGCCAUGCUGGAAGCGAGCGACUGGGAGAAGGUGGAGCUGCUGAACCAGCUGGAGGAGGAGAAGAGGAAAGUGGAGGACCUCCAGUUCCGAGUCGAAGAGGAGUCCAUCACCAAAGGCGAC
Molecule: messenger RNA, 1134 nt
Organism: Sorex fumeus (smoky shrew)
Lineage: Eukaryota; Metazoa; Chordata; Mammalia; Eulipotyphla; Soricidae
Product: CAP-Gly domain-containing linker protein 1-like
Exons: 6
Biological process (GO): cytoplasmic microtubule organization; positive regulation of microtubule polymerization
Cellular component (GO): cytoplasm; microtubule plus-end; nucleus
Molecular function (GO): microtubule plus-end binding
Source: RefSeq, a predicted model, not a curated record